This is a messenger RNA of Wallemia mellicola CBS 633.66, 4967 nucleotides long. RefSeq lists its product as hypothetical. Gene Ontology annotation, biological process: regulation of gene expression; establishment of protein localization to chromatin; establishment of mitotic sister chromatid cohesion. Bases 67 to 4938 code for a protein of 1623 amino acids. The record is from RefSeq and is a predicted model, not a curated record. The transcript has 8 exons. Gene Ontology annotation, molecular function: chromatin binding. Lineage: Eukaryota; Fungi; Basidiomycota; Wallemiomycetes; Wallemiales; Wallemiaceae. Gene Ontology annotation, cellular component: Scc2-Scc4 cohesin loading complex.
CCGAUCUCGUUCAAACCUAAGAAAUCAAAAUCAAGGAAUACUAGUAAUGCUGAGAUAUCCUUAUCAAUGCAAGACGAUAAGAAUUACUUAUAUGCUUUAAAGAACAAAAUACUGCAUCCCGUGGAUGAACCUCAGUCUAAUACCUCGAGCGCAAAGUCUAAACCAAAGAUUAAGACACCAAAACAGUCAAAUAAGCGCUCGGCUCCAGUUGAGGAAUCACCAGUUAUGAAGCGCCAGCCGAGACCAAUUACUAGUCCAUCUAUAAGGUCUGAAAAGAGUCCUGAAAAAAACGUAAAAGAGCAGUCGCUAUCGAAGAAGAAAGUCAAGUUCGAGGACCCAGUGUCUCCGAAGAAGAUGAAACUUGAAAAGUCUGCUACUCCGCUUUCUACUGACGAUAAGUUCAUGGAGAGAAUCGUGACGCAGAACUCGCACCUGCAGAGAAUGUCUAAAGCGAUGCCACAACGCAAAACAGUGGUAACUACAGAUGGAUCUACUACCUCUAUAGACAAACAUUCGCUUGAAAAGCUGAAAGAAUUAAUCUCAGAUAUUUUUGAUGCUGAAGAUAGUUUGAUUUCAGACUCAGAAGUUCCCAAGGUUUAUACCAAAUGUAUCAAAGGUGAUGGAUCUCUGCAACCAAGUAUUACAAAGGAGCUCUCAUCGUAUCUUAACCAACUCUAUGCUAGUAAACCUAACUCAAUCCUUGAACUUGCUAACAACGAAUUUGACGGAACAACACAGUCAGAAUUGGUUACGAAACUUGCAAGAUUGAUCAAAAUACUAGACAAGAGUGUGAUGCUCGGUGAUAAAUUGUCUGUUUGGAAUCCCGAAAACCAGGACGAUUUUGACGAAUCUAUUGACAACCUCCAUCUAGCUACGGAGUCUAUCGCCGCGGUAGAGUGUAUAUUAUUGAUAAUGAAGUUUGAUCAACUUCCAAAGCAACUAUAUUUCGAAGAUAUACUAUCGCACUGCUUAUCUGUUUUCAAAUAUCAUUUGAACAAGACAAUUUAUGCAUACGUUGAAGCCAUCGAGGAAGGAUAUAGCAACCCAUCUAAUAUCCUUGCAUACGCUGCAAGGAAAAAUCCUCAACCAAUUAAGAAGCCACUAUCAAUAUUAUUCAAUACUAUCACUUCGGUAAUCCCAUCACUGAAUGCUUUGAUGAGCCUCUCACAUGUCAGUUUGGGUGAUUCCGUAUUAAUAACUGCUACAUACAUCUCCAUUGGGCCAUUCUUCGUAGCUGAACCAACAUCUUUACGUGAUAUGUCUGUAAAGAACGCUCUCUCGCCUAUUGGAGGUGGAAAUGGAAUGCGUGAAUUGAGACUCAUAGCAUUAACUCUCAUUCAAAACAUCUUUGCCAAUUAUGAUGCUCAACGUAAUUGGAUCAUCGAUGAAAUUCUCUCAGCAGCUAUCAAGCUUCCAGAGUUGAAGAAGCAGAGCAGGCAGUACCAACUUAAAUCAGGUAAAACGAUAUACACACUCUCCGCAUUACUUCUUCAACUUGUUCAAGCAUGCUCACACAGUACUUAUGAGAAGAUAAACAAUCUUCGCUAUAAACACCAACUCAAUGUACUUGAAGAGGAAGCUGAGGAAUCUACAAAGACUGAAGCUUACACUGAAUUCGUGAAAUCCGAAGUGGCAUUGUGGGAGAGCUCUCUAUACGCAACUGCCAAUAUUGCACAGGCUAUUUGCUAUCAAUUAAUCACUCACCUUUGCCAAUCAAAAUCAUCAAAAAGUUCGCAUGAAGCAGAUUAUAAACUCAUAUUGGAAAAUCUUAUUAACGACACACUUACCGUUCUCUAUUUACCUGAAUGGCAAGGUGCAUCAUGGUUGUUACUCAUUCUACUCAGGUUAAUGGAACGUAGCGUAUUAGAGGACAACACUACGUCCAAUACUGAAGUGGUCAAUAUAAAAUCAAUAGCAUUAGAUCACUUUGGAAAUAUCUUUGCAAAGUUAAGGCAAGUGGACCUCGAAAGAAUUGAAUACAAUGAAAAAGCCAGCUUGUCUCAGUUAACUGACAUAGAGAGAGCUGUUUGGAAUGGUGAUCUCGAUGAAUUAAGUCGUCUGCACACAAUCCAUCAAACCUUAAUGGGUACUCUUUUCAUCAAUGGCUCACAAGAUGACUUGUGUAUAUCUGCUUACGAACUCCUUGGAUCUAGUUGGGGUUAUUAUGUCGUAAAGGGUCUCAAAGCAUCACAAAGUAAAGUAGAUAACAACAGUGAAAGUGAGGCAAUACUAAAGGAACAAUCAAUUGUCCAGGAAAAGUUGCUCACUUAUAUUCAUUCAAUUUGGAUAGAAGAUGACUAUGACCUUGAUGCGAUUAGUCGUGAUCGUCAAAAUAUGGAUGAGCUUGAAAAUACUGCGCUUCAAUUGACUUCAUUAUCUCCUCUUCAGAAAAUGCAAGACGUUGUUCUUUACGUAAUUAUUCAAUCAUUCACAUCAAAAUCCGUCUCUGUUCGUGCCAGAGCAGUUAAAGCACUAGGUUUAGCAAUUAUGAGUGAUAACACUCUUUUAAAUGACAUAAGGAUUCAAAAUUGUAUUGGUAGUAGAGUAAAGGAUGUCGCUUCAAGUGUCAGAGAUGCUGCUCUUGAUGUUUUGUCCAAGCACCUGACUAUAGAUAGUGGCUUUGUUAAUGACUACUUUGAAAUAGUCAGUGAUAGAAUUGAUGAUGAAAGUCCAGCCGUUAGGAAACGCGUUGUAAAACUCCUGAAAGACAUUUACGUUUCGACGGAUGACUUGGAAAGAAAGGCAGAAAUAGGAAAGAUGUUUUGCAUGCGUAUUGUCGAUGAGGAUGAUCUUCUUAAAGACCUCGCACUUGAAGUACUUGAUAACCUCUGGCUCAACUUAAAAAUCACAAAAUCAUCAAAAGCUACCAAAGACGAUCAUUUUGAUGCAGACGAGGAGGUCGCUUCUAUUGACGGCGUAGUGGAUGUCUUGAUGGAGGUCACUAAACUUUUUGGAGACCGCUACAAUUUACUUGAACAAGCUAUGGAAAAGAUUGUUAGCAGACACCCAAAAUCUCACCAAUUGCAAAUAUCAAAUCGCUUCAAACACGUAGUUGCAGUUUUGAUAGAAAGAAUAGACAAUAACGAAGAGGACUCUGAUCUGCUCGCUUGUGUCAGGACUAUACUUGUCCUCGCGGGCACUAUUAAAGGUGUCGUUGGAGGAGCAGCAGCUGAACAACUUCUGCCUUUGCUUGUUAAUGGUAUAACUCCUGAACAGAAGGCCACAUCUGAAGCUACGCUGAAAGUAUUCAAGAAGAUAAUACCACUACUCUCUAGAUCAUCAACAAAGCUUACUGCGGAUCUUCAGGAUCGUUUACUUCCAUUAAUCUCCUCACCAAAUAAUGGAAUUGCUGCACUUUCCGAAGCAGUAGCUUGUUUGUGUAGUGUCGUAAACACUCAUACUUACGCAUUCGUAUCACUCUCAAGAAUGCUUAUGAAAGCGGCACUCGAAACACAUCAACUUUUAGAUGAAAGGACACGCACAGUAGAUGGUAUCUCGAAGUGUAAAGUUUUAAUAAUUAUUAUGGGUCUGUUGGUCGAACACUGUGAUUUUGAAAGUGUUCGUAACUAUGACGAUAUGAACAUUAGUAGAAGAGCACAACAGCAGUACUAUAAUGCGGCAUGCGAUCUUGACAAACUUGUUGCGUCGCUAGCACCAGAAGAGAAUGAAAGGGGUGUGGCUAUACAAGAUUUAAUUUGGAGAUUAUUAAUCGAUGUGAGAAGGGUAGUGGACGAUCCAGCAAUACAAGCUAUCAGUUUACGUGGCUUGGGAUGUAUCUUUGUCGGGUAUCCUUAUCUUAUGAACGAAGAGGAAUCAAUCGCAAUCAUGGAUAAUGUAUUUGCUGAUACAAGUCCAACUAAGAGAAUAGACCAUUCCCAAUUGCUCCUUGUUUUCCAAGAAUAUCUCAAAGUUGAUGAACAGAAGAAAAAUGCGAAGGUUGACGAAGUUGAUGCUAAACAGAAUGCAAUUACAGUGGAGCAUCUUAUCGGCGAUGCGGACCAACUGAAUGAUUCAAAUGUCGGUCCACGAAUUUUACAACGCUACCUUAAACCGAUCCUCGCAUCGGCUUUGUCUAAUACGGCCAAUACGAGUUUACCUGCUAUUGAUGUUUUGGGGUAUGUGGUAAAACAAGGUCUGACUCACCCAAUAGAUCUCGUACCUACGCUCGUUGCACUUCAAACUAGUCCUUCAGGCGCAAUAUCUGCAAAAGCAAGAGAUUUACAUGUGACAUUAUACAACAAAUACGCAUCUGUUCUCAACACUCACCACAUUCUUACAAUUGAAAAAGCAUUCGAUUACCACUACCUGAUCACGGGAAAUUUAUCUGGGAUGAGAAACAAUCGUGCACUUCUCGAAACCUGGUUUGGACUCAUGAGCGAAAAGCGACCAGCGAAGCUCGAUUUCUUAAGUGGUAUACUUAGAUUCUUUGAUAAAAACCCAGCGACGACUACUGUUACAGAUCAUAGCAUUCAGUUGUCUCGCUUCAUUGCUGAUAACCUUCUCACAUUCAAUUAUCAACACAAUGAGGAUGUUUUAUUCGUCGGUAGGAUGUUAUCUACUUAUAUCGCAACACAUGGUGAACAAUUAAGAGAUGAUAUUGAAAAUGCUGAUACCAACCAAAAUGAAAGAAGGUUGAGUGUUAUAUAUUCAAUUUGCAUAGCUGUCAGAAAUAAUCUUAAAUCAAUGUAUGGAUUUACUGACAAGCAAUUCAUUGAAUAUAAACCAAAAAAGAAAUCAACAUUUGGUGAUAGACAGAUAACGAGCAGGGAUGAAGUCAAACAGAUACCUUAUGAUAUAAUUCCUGGCGCUACCAAAUCUAUGAAGAGCGAUGCUGACCAUGAAGCUCAAAUUCAAGCUUACUUUGAUCUAAUGAAUGAUAUAGGCGAUCAGAUGAAUACUCUUGAUAGUGACGAAGAUGAAGCAAUGGAAAGUGACUGAUUUAAUUGCAUGAUGACCUAUACUUUCAU